UCAGGACGCAUCGAGAAGAGAUGCAAGCGUAUCAUAUGUUGCAUCGAGAUUAUGCUGCCACACAUGGAAGAGGCACUAUGUGGUCUCAAUCUCAGAUUGCAAAACAUAUCGAAAGGACGCCACAAUCACGGAGUUGACAAUAGUAACACUAUCCGAUGGCAAAUUUUGUUGAGACUGUUGGCACAAUACGCAAGUCUUGCUGACGGGUAACCAUCGGGGCUUUGAAUAUCAGUAAACUGUAUCAGAUUUAAGUAUGCUGUGUAGAUGAGCUGUGAUUUGCGAUAGAUGACACCCGCAAAAAGGGAAACGUCAUCAUUGUCCACCAUCAUCAUCAGACGUAAGAUGCGCAUUUUCACGUAUACCAAUUAUAUUUAUGAGAUCCUGCUCAUCCUCUCGUUUGUACAAGCCGUCUAUGCUGGUUGCUUUAAAUUCCGAAAGUUCCGAAAAGGCGACAAAGGCGACAAAGGCGGCAAAGGCAAAGAACAAGUGUCAUGCCAGAGUAAUGAAACAGUAGCUAGUCAGAAACCUGACAAUUGGCCUAAGAACGCUGCAACGGAGAUUUUCCCUGCUUCUGUCAAUAUGAAAAGGCUCAGAAAGGGCAGCAAACCGAUCGAGCCUAAGCAGAUUCAACAAGCUCUUCGAGCUCAUCGUGAACAGUUCCAUGCAUACCAUGUAACGCAUCGGGAUUUUGCUGCUACCUUCGCAACCGGCACGGAAUAUUCGAACACGCAAAUGGCAAAAGAUGCUCUACAGAUGGCACACACGUCUGAUUAACGAUGCAAGAAUUCCUUUAGAUGAAUAGCAUU
Molecule: messenger RNA, 806 nt
Organism: Meira miltonrushii
Lineage: Eukaryota; Fungi; Basidiomycota; Exobasidiomycetes; Exobasidiales; Brachybasidiaceae
Exons: 1
Coding region: 286-774 (162 amino acids)
Source: RefSeq, a predicted model, not a curated record